Messenger RNA from Cynocephalus volans (Philippine flying lemur), 718 nucleotides. It is a transcript of the gene TNNI3, whose product is annotated as troponin I3, cardiac type. Lineage: Eukaryota; Metazoa; Chordata; Mammalia; Dermoptera; Cynocephalidae. Bases 16 to 651 code for a protein of 211 amino acids. Gene Ontology annotation, biological process: cardiac muscle contraction; skeletal muscle contraction. The transcript is spliced from 8 exons. The record is from RefSeq and is a predicted model, not a curated record. Gene Ontology annotation, cellular component: troponin complex.
AUAGGACUCCUGGGCAUGAAAAUGAGGAGCAGCAAAGCGGCUGGGGAGCCGCGCCCCGCGCCCGCACCGGUAAGACGCCGCUCCUCUGCCAACUACCGCGCCUACGCCACGGAGCCGCACGCCAAGAAAAAGUCUAAGAUCUCCGCCUCGAGAAAACUGCAAUUGAAGACCCUGAUGCUGCAGAUUGCAAAGCAGGAGCUGGAGCGAGAGGCAGAAGAGCGGCGCGGAGAGAAAGGGCGCGCUCUGAGCACCCGCUGCCAGCCUCUGGAGUUGGCUGGGCUGGGCUUCGCGGAGCUGCAGGACUUGUGCCGACAGCUCCACGCCCGUGUGGACAAGGUGGAUGAAGAGAGAUACGACGUAGAAGCAAAAGUUACCAAGAACAUCACGGAGAUCGCAGACCUGACCCAGAAGAUCUUCGACCUUCGUGGCAAAUUUAAGCGGCCCACCCUGCGGAGGGUGCGGAUCUCUGCAGAUGCCAUGAUGGAGGCACUGCUGGGGGCCCGGGCUAAGGAGUCCUUGGACCUGCGGGCCCACCUGAAACAGGUGAAGAAGGAGGACACGGAGAAGGAAAACCGGGAGGUGGGAGACUGGCGCAAGAACAUCGAUGCACUGAGUGGAAUGGAGGGCCGCAAGAAAAAGUUUGAGGGCUGAGUCUGCCUGCCCACCACCGUGGCCCUGAGGAUGACCCUGAGGAAUAAAGUUUCUCUCUGAGUUGGCA